Messenger RNA from Gossypium raimondii (Peruvian cotton), 1860 nucleotides. Its product is annotated as cytochrome P450 704C1. The transcript has 6 exons. Gene Ontology annotation, molecular function: iron ion binding; heme binding; oxidoreductase activity, acting on paired donors, with incorporation or reduction of molecular oxygen. The coding region runs from base 10 to 1689 and encodes 559 amino acids. Lineage: Eukaryota; Viridiplantae; Streptophyta; Magnoliopsida; Malvales; Malvaceae. The record is from RefSeq and is a predicted model, not a curated record.
CCCAUCAUUAUGUAUUCGUGUUGUACUUCUUUGAUGCAAAAUUCAGACACCCAUCUGAAAAAUAUAUCAGAAAAACUCUCAAAAGAAAUAUAUAAGGACAGGCCCCAGUUCACCAUGGGAUCGCUCUUGCUUUCGUCCGCUGUUAUCUUACUUCUCAUAUCCCUUUUCGUCUCAACCCCUUUUGUUCUACUUCUGCUUGGAGCAUUGACUUCGGUUCUGGUAAUAUUUGUAGCUUUAUUCUUAUUCCUCCAUGUUCCAGAAUUAAAAUCCAAGGCCAAACGCCCUCCCAUAGCUGGUUCAAUGCUACACCAGCUCCUAUACUUCAAUACACUUUCUGAUUACCAAACAUCCCUAGCUAAGAAGCAUCGCACUUACCGACUGAUUAUGCCAUUGCACAGUGAGAUUUAUACUACUGAUCCAGCUAAUGUCGAAUAUAUACUAAAAACCAACUUCCCUAAUUAUGGAAGGGGUGCCCAUAUUGAGAUAAUGAGAGAUCUGUUUGGUGAUGGUAUCUUUGCUGUAGAUGGAGAGAAAUGGCGUCAUCAACGGAAGCUUGCAAGCUAUGAAUUUUCAACUAGAGUGUUGAGAGAAUAUAGUACUGCUGUAUUUCGGGAUAAUGCUGCAAAAUUGGUUGCAAAAGUUUCCACUAUAGCUGUAGCUAACGGUGCUAUGGAUUUGCAGGAUUUGUUUAUGAAAUCAGCUUUAGAUUCAAUCUUCAAGGUGGGUUUUGGAGUCGAGUUAAAUGCAUUAAGUGGCUCUGAUGAGUUCGCAAACCGAUUCACCAAGGCUUUCGAUGACUCCAAUUUUAUCGUGUUUCGAAGAUAUGUUGAUAUGUUUUGGAAAGUUAAAAGGUUCUUCAAUAUAGGAUUAGAAGCUGCUCUUAAGAGAAAUGUCAAAAUCAUUGAUGACUUCAUUUUCGAUUUGAUUCGGUGCAAGAGAGAGCAGAUGGAAAAUGAAAAGCUUGUGAGAGAGAAGGAAGACAUACUGUCAAGGUUCUUGAUGGAAAGCAAGAGAGACCCUGAAAACAUGAAUGAUCAAUACUUGAGAGAUAUAAUUCUCAACUUCAUGAUAGCGGGCAAAGAUACAUCAGCAGGAACACUCACUUGGUUCUUUUACAUGCUUCACAAACAUCCUCUUGUUCAAGACAAGGUUAUCCAUGAAAUCAGAGAUGCAACUCAAGCUAAGGAUAACAUAUGUGCCAAAGAAUUGUCGAGGUUGAUGACGGAUGAUGUGUUAGAUAGAAUGCAUUAUAUUCAUGCAGCAAUAACCGAAACUCUUCGACUUUAUCCUGCAGUUCCUACGGAUGGGAAGAUAUCAGUAGAGGAUGAUGUUCUGCCUGAUGGUGUUGAAGUAAAGAAAGGAGAGGGGAUUAGUUACAUGGCUUAUGCAAUGGGAAGAAUGACAUAUAUUUGGGGAGAAGAUGCCGUUGAAUAUCGGCCGGAAAGAUGGCUUGAUGAGGAUGGUAUUUUUCGGCCGGAGAGUCCUUUUCAGUUCACCGCAUUUCAGGCUGGGCCUCGCAUCUGCCUAGGGAAGGAAUUUGCAUACAGGCAAAUGAAAAUCAUGGCUGCUGUGCUCCUUUACUUGUUCAAAUUCCGACUUGUGGAUGAGAGGAAGGAGGCUACGUAUCGAACCAUGUUCACCCUUCACAUGGCUGAUGGGCUCCAUGUAUAUGCAUUCCCCAGGACCUAACCUGGCUGUCAACUGGGAAAAUCUUUGUUGGUUUUCAUUGCUUUUCUUUGUCAAAUAUACUCUACUUUGAAGUGAACUGUCUUAAACUCCAUACAAAAUAUAUUGAUAUAACUUGUGUACUAUAGCGAAAAAAUACAAUGGCUUUAAUGAUAAAAUGACCCCUUAACAAUA